AUGCAAGUUGUUUGUAUUUUUCAGAGAUUGUUUUGUCAUUUAAGUAGUUUAGAGAGAUGGUUGACAUCAACUUGUAGUUCUCUAGUCAAGAGAAACGGAAUUUCGGCACACGAUUGUUUCGAUAGGAUCUAUCUACUUGGUUUGGAAGAUGAAUCAUCGAAAUCAGUAUCAAACUUUUUCACUCGAAGAGGACUGUUUGAAUCAAAGAUGCUGAUGAUUCUCAACGAUUUGAAUCGAGCUAUCGAAUCGCAUCCCAAUGUCAUUUGGCUUCGUUUCAAUAAAGCAGCGAUAUAUUCAAUUUUGGCCAAGUCCGAUUUACUAAACGAAGAGAUUGCUAACAUUAAUAAGCUUUUCGAUUCAAAUCCAGCACUUCUCGAUGAUCAAUUGAUUCAUUGUAUUUAUAUGUGUUGA
This is a messenger RNA of Heterostelium album PN500, 411 nucleotides long. RefSeq lists its product as uncharacterized. Lineage: Eukaryota; Evosea; Eumycetozoa; Acytosteliales; Acytosteliaceae. The transcript has a single exon. Bases 1 to 411 code for a protein of 136 amino acids. The record is from RefSeq and is a predicted model, not a curated record.